AUGGCGGCUUCUAAGCUUCAGGCUCUAUGGAACCACCCCGCCGGACCUAAAACAGCGGCUUCUAAGCUUUAUGCGCUAUGGAACCACCCUGCGGGACCUAAAACCAUUCACUUCUGGGCCCCGACAUGUAAAUGGGUUAUCAGCUUAGCAAAUGUGGCCGACUUCUCAAAACCGCCUGAAAUUAUAUCUUAUCCUCAGCAAACAGCGGUUACUUGCACUGGACUUAUCUGGUCACACUACAGCUUAGUAAUUACGCCGAAAAAUUGGAAUCUUUUUAGUGUAAACGUUGCAAUGGCUGCUACAGGCAUUUACCAACUUGCACGCAAAGUUCAGCACGAUUACUUCUCUGAGUGAGAGGUGGAUGUUGCAGAAGAAUGAUGACGAAAAUAUCUGAAUUGCAUCUUACAUC
Telopea speciosissima is the source of this 409-nucleotide messenger RNA. Its product is annotated as mitochondrial pyruvate carrier 4-like. Gene Ontology annotation, biological process: pyruvate import into mitochondria. The coding region runs from base 1 to 354 and encodes 117 amino acids. The record is from RefSeq and is a predicted model, not a curated record. NCBI's taxonomy places the organism in Eukaryota, Viridiplantae, Streptophyta, Magnoliopsida, Proteales, Proteaceae. Gene Ontology annotation, cellular component: mitochondrial inner membrane. The transcript has 5 exons.